Aspergillus fijiensis CBS 313.89 is the source of this 1539-nucleotide messenger RNA. RefSeq names its product cytochrome P450. The coding region runs from base 42 to 1388 and encodes 448 amino acids. Lineage: Eukaryota; Fungi; Ascomycota; Eurotiomycetes; Eurotiales; Aspergillaceae. The record is from RefSeq and is a predicted model, not a curated record. Gene Ontology annotation, molecular function: oxidoreductase activity, acting on paired donors, with incorporation or reduction of molecular oxygen; heme binding; monooxygenase activity. The transcript has 2 exons.
CUCAUUCACAUCAUCAGCUAGUGGUGUAUACGACCGCAAGAAUGGUCUACAAUGCCAUCUGGCAUCCACUAAGAAAGAUACCGGGUCCCCUCCUCCACCGCAUCACUCCAAUCCCCUGGCUCAUCAGCUGGAUCAGUGGCAUGAGCCACGUCACCCUACUCCAGCUCCACGAGCAGUACGGCCCCGUGGUCCGAACCGCCCCCAACCAAGUCUCUUUCAUCAGCGACACGGCCCAGCAACAGAUCUACGGCGCGGAGGCCAUUGGGCGGGACCCUCAACGCUUCGCGCGAUUCAUCGAAGGCGAACAAGACAUCGCCAACUAUGAGCAUGAGUCCGAUCACCGACGGUUCCGCAAAGCGAUAUACCAAGCAGUCACUGGCCCGGCUUUGUCGACGCAUGAUGGGGUCAUUCGCCGCAACGCGUCGGUCUUUCGGGAACGACUCGACGCGGCCGUGGUGGGAGGCGGUGGUGAGGGUCGAGUGGAUAUGACCAAGCUAUACAGCUGGCUAACGUUCGACCUGGCCGGCGAUUUGAUUUGGAGGGAGCCUUUUGGCUGCUUGGAGGACAUGAGAACGCAUCCAUGGCUCGCGGCGAUGGAAUUCAUGAGCCUCGGGACCUACUUUCGCCUGGUUGGCGUUUCUCCUCUGCUGCAGAAGCUGAUCUGGGCGAUGAUCCCCAAGCGCUUUCGCGACUAUCCCCGCCAGGUCAUACAGGCGAAGUGUGAGAGCAGUAGCCGCAAUAGCAAAGAUGCAGGGGAGAGCGUGUUCUGCCUCAUGCGCCAGCGCAAGAUCCUUUCCCCGACGGAGAUGAACGCCAACCUGAUGGUGCUGGCUGUCGCCGGUAGUGUGACUGUUCAUUCUACUGUCUUGGCCGCCACAGCCUUCCUGGCGGUGCAUAGACAGUGCGAGGAUCGCGCGAGGGAGGAGGUGCGGGCGGCGUUUGCGCGGGAGGAGGACAUCGCCCACCCUGAAGUCACGAACCUGCCCUAUCUAAACGCGGUCAUCAUGGAAGCCUUCCGGCUGUGUCCCGCCCAGCCCACUUCAGGGCCGAGAAGGACAAUCAUUCGAGCCCCCCAAUACUGCAGCGGAAGAUACUCUCGGUUCUUUCGGGGCCCACACGAGUUCCAUCCCGAACGUUGGCUCGAUAGCUCGGAAUACAGCUUAGAUGAUAAAAGUGCAGUACAUCCGUUCCUGCUGGGUCGGCAGAGCUGCCCGGGCCGGCAGCUGGCCGAGAUGGAGAUGACCCAUGUUCUGGCCAGGAUGCUGUGGGCGUUUGACUGGCAGCUGGAAGAACCGGACUUCGACAUCAGUUCGUGGCGAAGCAGCAUGGUCUGGGAAGUUCCACCUCUGCCCUUACGACUGACUCGAUUCGGAGCAGCCAGGGAGUGACCGACGUGUUUUGGCCGAGGUUGAUUCCUCAUCAUCUUGCGGCAAAGGUGAUAUCACGCUCGGCUGUUUAAAUAUUACACGAUUGGGAUAAGUUGGGGAAGGGAUAUCCCACGUUGGCAGUUCGUGCUGACUAUUAUGGUUGAGAGAGCGG